AUGAAGAAGUCGUUCAUUGAACGAAUAUUUCCCCAUCCGCCUGGAAGUGCAGAUUCUCUACCGCAGUUCCACGAUGACUAUUCGGACUCAUCUCCGCGCUCGGCGGCGUCUCCUCCACGCAUUCUCAUGCAGGACUCAAGUAGAGCGUCGUCCUCUCCUGACCGCCGCCGCAAUGCAUACCUUUCUCCUUCGCAACAUCAUGCAAAGCUGAGCUCGUCUCUAGUGCGCCACGAUGACCCGUUCCUCCAGGUCGAACGGGCGUCCAAGAACCUUGAAAGAACGUUCCAAAGUCUUCUUGAUGCGCAGUCGGAAGGUCUCAGUGCGGGUGGCACUCGAUGGGAAGAGGCAGACGAUGUGUCCUCGGUCGGAAGUCCUACACCCACACCGUCCGUUGCAACGACACCUCUGAGCUCUGGCACGGUGGCAAGGCCCAAAACAGUACCGAUACGACAACCAAAGCCCAAGAAGAUCACCCUGCGAGGAGCACGCCGAGGGCUGGAGAAGUCCAUGCGGGAGUUUGCAGCCCUCAAGCAACAUGAGCUCUCCCUCAUCGACCAAGAAGUUGUAGCCAGGGACAACGCCAUCAGACAAGCAUCAGACUUGAGAGACCGAAGACAACUGCUAGAAGAUGACAUAGACAAAAUCAAGUCCGCUGAAGGACCUGUCAGCUUAAGGACCCAGGUCGAGGCAGUGGAGCAGGAAAUUCAGCAGCUGGAAGCAACACUACUCGAGCUGAGAUCCAAGCACAGAGUACUCGUGAACCAGCUCCGCGAAGUCGAAAGCUCUCGGGACUCCGAAUUGAGCUCUUAUACCGCAUCCCUGGCUCUCAAUGAGAAUCAGGUCAAGUCAUUCCUGAAACGACCACCAGUUCUGCAAAGCCUGAAUGCGGGUCGUGAACCCGGGAUGUACGCCCUCAGGCCGGAGAGGCGGACACUGCAAAUGGCCCAGGAACAAUGGUCGAAUGAAGUUGAGGCAUUAGCGCGGAGAAAGGCCAGCGUUGAGAUUGAGAAGAGCGCACUAGAGGAAGGAUCCAAGUUGUGGCGCGACGCGAUGCAGAGAAUCAGGGAGUUCGAAAAGGAUCUGAAAACACACACGCGGGAACUGGCAGCUCAGUCUCAGUCACAGCUUCACCAAUCGAGUCUUGAGAAUGAGGCGACCCAGUCAACUACAUCUGGAGACCUAUCCAUGACAGUCGUGCUUGCCAAGCUCUCUGCGCUGAUAUCGUCACUGGAAAAGGAUCUCCAGCACGCUGAAGCCAACAAUUGGAAUCUACUCAUUUGUGCCAUUGGCGCUGAAUUAGCAGCGUUCGAGCAAGCGCGCAACCUACUUCAGGAAACCGCAGGGAUACCGUCAGCAAACUCUGGAUCGAUUGAGAGAAUUGGGCAGCCCGCUCCACAAGACGAACGUCGUCCAGUAGACAACGAGUCGCACGAUGACGAGCCCAGCCCCGACCUCCUGGGUGGACAGCUCGAAGACAUGCUUGAGCGCAACGGGACCAGGAGUCCCGGCGGAAGCAGCAACCACAGCCUGGAAGAUACACUUCGCGAGUUCGGCAACCCUCGGGACAAAGGGAAGCAGGGAACAAAAGACGAGCAUGCGGAAGGGCUGGAACAUGGUCCGCUAUCGGGAUCUUCGCACCAUCGGCCCCGACAAUUUGCCCAGCGUGGUGUACAUGAGAGCGACGCGGGCUUGAAUCGGAGGAUGACAUCUGAGAGCGAGGAUGACGAGCCCGGGCCGGAGUUUCUACUGUCGCAUUCUUGA
Messenger RNA from Cladophialophora carrionii CBS 160.54, 1761 nucleotides. RefSeq lists its product as uncharacterized. NCBI's taxonomy places the organism in Eukaryota, Fungi, Ascomycota, Eurotiomycetes, Chaetothyriales, Herpotrichiellaceae. The record is from RefSeq and is a predicted model, not a curated record. Bases 1 to 1761 code for a protein of 586 amino acids. The transcript has 2 exons.